Messenger RNA from Impatiens glandulifera, 1027 nucleotides. RefSeq names its product fasciclin-like arabinogalactan protein 3. Lineage: Eukaryota; Viridiplantae; Streptophyta; Magnoliopsida; Ericales; Balsaminaceae. Gene Ontology annotation, cellular component: plasma membrane. Bases 131 to 1027 code for a protein of 298 amino acids. The transcript has a single exon. The record is from RefSeq and is a predicted model, not a curated record.
CAUUAAAAAAAAAAAAAAAACAUAUGUAACAUUAUGGACACCUUAAAAUUGUAAGGUGGAGAGAAAUUCACUCUAUUCCAUCCAAAUAAUCCUAAAAUUGAUCAUCUCCCUUGUUUAAAUAAACUAUCCCAUGAUCCCAUCUCAUUCCUUCUCUAUUCUCCAACCACCACCCUUAACUUCAAACAUGAACCUUUCAAUCAUCCUACUAUGUUUCCUAACACUAUCUUCCUCCUCCUCGACCAUCGCCACCGCCUUCAACAUAACCGAUAUCUUACAAAACUUUCCGGAUUUCAUCUUAUUCAACACUUUACUUAGCCAAACCGGCAUAGCUUCCAACAUCAACAGCCGCUCCACCGUCACACUCCUCGCCAUAGACAAUUCCACCGCGAGCCAACUCACGAGCCGACCAACCGAGACCUUAAGAAACAUCCUUAGCAUCCACGUUCUCCUAGAUUACUUUGAUACCUUGAAACUUCGUAACCUUAAGACAAGAUCGGUUGAUGUCACGACAUUGUAUCAAUCAACCGGUAUAGCACAAGGAAGACAAGGGUUUAUUAACAUAACUAAACUCCCAAACAACCAAAUCAGUUUCGCUUCCGAUGUUGUUGGAGCGAACUCGGACGUGCGUUUCAUUGGAGUUUUAGUUACACAACCGUAUAAUAUAUCUGUUAUUCAUGUUAGUGGCAUAGUUAUUGCUCCUGGGAUUGAUGAUACACUUAUCCCAUCUCCCAAACGCCCGGAUCCACCGCCAGCACCUGUCCCUGUGCCAGCACCUCCGAGUCCCGAUGAGGGUGCGGCGGAUGCCCCGGUGGAAGAUGAUAAAGCUCCUAUUCGUGCUCCAGCCCCAGCCCCAGCUCCGGCCCCCGCUCCAGCUCCAGCUUCGGCUGAAUCGCCGGAAGAUAUAGCUCCAAAUGUCGAUGAAGAUUCAGAUUCAGAUUCAGAUUCAUCGUCUAUAAGAAAGCAAACUAUUGUUGGUUUUGUGGUUAGCGUUGUCUUUAUCGUGGUAAUGCUGACAUUUGCAUGUUAA